GAUGCCAACGUGACCCUUCUACGACUUUUAUCAUGUUACCACAACCGACUUUAUCAGUACUGCUGGCAGUGUUGAUCACUUGUUACACGUUUGCAUUGGAUGAAGAUUUUGCGUUUGACGUUUCCGAUGAUUUAGAAGUCGAAUUUCCCGUAGAAACUCCGAAAAAAUUACGAGGAAUAACCGAUAUAAACGCUCAAGUCGGUAGAGUCUUUCAUCUCGCUAUUCCGAAGGACUCAUUUGGGGAUACCGUUAAAAGUUACGAGGCCAAAAUCGAUAACGGUGCUCCUCUUCCGUCAUGGUUGCUAUUUGAUAAGACUGGUGGAGUAUUUUGGGGUGUUCCUUUGCAAGACGACGUUGGUACACUACACAUAUCAGUAAAGGCUGUGCGACAAUCCUUGAGUACGGAUGAUGAAUUUACAUUAAUAAUUAGUGAAUAUAACGGUCCUCCGGAAGGCAUCGACAGAUGUCCCGCGACAGAGGACAGCACUGUUUUAACGUUAAUAAUCGACAAAUCCACUAAAGCAAUCAAACCCAAGCAGAGAAUUAUUGCUAUUAAUAACAUUGCCAAAUUUUUUGGCAUGCCAUACACUGCCUUCGUAUUGAAACCACAGUUGAGUCCUGACGAUAUAUCGGAUAGCUCAGUUGUGUUGGCCGGUCCUGGUGACUUACGCUCCCGAGUGUCUAAAGAGAGUAGUUUUAUACAAGUGACAGUAGGCUGUGAAGGUCGUCUGUGGUUGAACGCAGCGUCUAUCGUGCACCAGUUAAAGCAACAAGCACGCGAUGGGACAAUUAGCGAAGUACUUAGGUUGCCACUGGUCGGGUGGCGUGUUAAGACUGAAACUCGGCCACUUCUAAGAGAAAAAAGGCAAGACGAUGGUAGUGGUGACUAUGAAGAGUAUUACGAGUACGACGACUAUGAUGACCCUGAUAAUCCAGACAGUAAAACAAGCAGUUCCACAACGACUAGUACCACAACACAGAAAACUACCACUACCACGAAAACUGUAGAUCACACUCCUGUUGAUGCACAAAGUGUUAUUAGUAGCACAGUUAGUGGGAACCAUCCUCAUCGUCACCACCAUGGCGAAAUUAGACCAUUCGAUGAAAUAACUCCAGACCUUCCUUUUGUGGACGACACGCAAAAUAGUCUUGAGACUACGGAAGAUACUCCCAAAGUUGCAGAAUCUGAGUCUAGACAGUUGUUACCUCAGAUGACAACUCACAUAUCCUCACCACAUACCACUACAGUAACCACAACUUCUGUGCCUCCUACUUCUACAACCGCCAGAGAAAUUAAAACGGAAAAGGUAACUCCAGUUAGUGGUUUAUACAAACCAAGUGAAACAUUAGAAUCUGAUGAUGAGUAUGAUGAAGAAGAGUAUGACGAUGGUAGCGAUGAUGAUGACGACGAUGGUGUGAUUACCGAGUUGCCAUUUAUACACAAUGAUAUACUGCAUACAAAUCAAAAGCGUAAACAGGAUUUGCCCAAGGUAGAAGUUGAUACUGAAACUACAAUUACUGAAGGUACGACUAAAGCAAAAGUGGAAGAUGUUAACAUACUCCCAGAAAUUACUCCUACAAUUCGCACAACUACUCUGGAAAUUUUACCUACUACUACUGUCACGACCUUUGCAACUGAAGAAACUGCACCGCCUACUACAACAACUUCCACAACAACAUCCACUACAACAACAACACCUAGAACGACCACCACUAUAACCACGGAAAUCACUUCAACAACUCCUACAACUACCACAACCACAACAACGACAACGACUGAAAAACCAACCACACUGGAAGAAACGACAACCAAACACACCACAGUUAGGCAAAUUCCCAUUUUGACCACGCAAAAAAUGACCUCGCCUCACGUGACCGAAAGUGUGGUUUACGAAGUGAAGAAUUUCCCGCCGACCAUACAAAUUCGACUGAAUCGAAUCGCCGUCACCGCCGGGAAGAAUUUCAGCCAAUACAUACCGAAGGAUAUGUUCUCGGAUACCGAAGACGAGUAUGAUCUUAAAUUGGAGCUGUUGACUAAGGAAGGGCAUCCGAUUGAUCCGAACUUUUGGUGUCAGUUUAAUCCGAACACGCGAGAAAUUUAUGGACUACCUCUUGAAGAAGACGUUUCGCGUUGGGAUUUCCUACUGAGGGCAACAGACACAGAGGGCGCUUCGGUAUCCGAAAAAGUGGAAAUUACAGUACAGCAGCACAAAUCAUGGCGCACUGUCAAUCACGAAUUCACUUUGUACGCCCGAGUCGAAAGAAAAGAAGACUUCUUCCACCCUUUGGAUUGGGCCUUGCACAUAAUUAACGGAAUCGGUCACGUGUUCUCUACUACCAAUACUUCUAAAAUCACUGUCAGAAGCGUAAGCUACGCGACCGAUCCUAUUAUUUUUACGUGGACGAAUGACUCAAUACCCACGGAGUUUUGCGAAAAGUCAGAGAUAGAAGAAAUAUUUAACUUGUUAACUGCUAACGAGGAUGGCGACCCGUCGUCAGUGUUAAGUCAUAGCCUUGCACCACAACUGCGGGCCAAAAAAAUUACUCAACGACUGAUGGAAAUAUGUGAAGAGGUCCCACCGCCAUUACUACCACCCGAAAUGCCAAUAACGCCCCCCGUUGUUUAUCCUCCCUCGCAUCACGUUCCAAUACAAUCACCCUCUAACUUGCCACCCAUCUUGCGAAACCCCGUAGACCAUGUGAAUGCAACUGUUGGCGAACUUCUACUUUUCCGCGUGCCAGACGACACAUUUUAUGAUCCCGAAGAUGUAGACCCUAACAACUUAAAGCUUCAACUGUUUACAGCCGACAGAGAGCCCCUCCCAAGUGAUCAUUGGUUACAGUUCGACGUGAAAAACAAAGAGUUCUAUGGCGUUCCCAGCUCCACGGAUUUCAGACGCAUGCAGUACCAAUUGGUGUGCGAAGAUUCUGGGGGAUUGACUGCUAGCGAUACUCUAAUUGUCGAGGUACACCCGUCUCUAAAAGGAAAAUAUAAUGUGGAAUUCAGUAUGACAGUAGAGGUAGAGUUUGAGUCAUUUGUCAAGAAUCCAGAUAUGAAGAGGAAAUUCGUGGAGAAACUGCAGAGCCUAUUUAAAGAUGAUAACGUAAAUAACAUACACUUGGGUUCUUUUGCAAAAGGCAGCUCUCUAACGAAACCGUCAACGGUUAUAAGCUGGUACAAUAAGACUUUAGUUAAGGACGAAUGCCCGUGGGGUGAGCUGAAGAAGUUGGAGUCUAUUUUGAUUAAUAAUGAGCGUAGCAUGUCAAACCAUGUCUACUCGAUAAUGGAAGGCGAUUUUGUCGUUAUUGCCUUCAGUAUACAGCAUCUUGGUAUAUGCAAAAUGAUAACAACAACGCCUGCAUUGCCAACUCGUAUUCCAGAGAGCAUAGUGCCAAUUGAUGAAGGCGUCCCUCACGAGACUAACGAAGGUGCACCUCAGGAGAGUAAUGACGACUAUCUUGUGACUUUCAUUGUACCAGCUGUAAUUAUAUCGGCAAUGCUUCUACUUGCGGCCAUUGCAGCUUGUGUUUUGUACAGAAGGCGCCGUUCAGGUAAAAUGAACUUAGAAGAGGACGGACGGCAAAGCUACGGUAAUAAGGGUAUUCCUGUGAUUUUCCAAGAAGAAUUGGAUGAGAAACCGGAACCGGGCACGAAGACACCCAUUAUUUUGAAAGAUGAAAAACCACCUCUUGCGCCUCCAGAGUAUAGUAAAAGUGGAUCUUUAAAGCUGACCUCGGACGACUCAGAGCCAUAUCAGCCACCCCCGCCCUUUACACGAACUCAGGAUAACGGAAGACAACCACGCCCAAAACCAACCCCGACGUAUAGAAAGCCACCGCCGUAUGUACCCCCUUAACAAAUACACUUCCAAUUUUACCAGCAAUAAUCUCCAACUGCCAGAUUUAGUUGAAAUAAUUGUCAAUCCGAUUUAUUUCUAUUUUUGGUGUCUCAGUAACAAAAAGUUUUUUGCACUGAUCUUGUUAUUGAGAGGCAGUGUGGGUCAAGUAGUGAUAUUUACAAAAUUGUACCAAAUGUAUUCGUACUUUGGUAGUGAACUAAUUAUAUUUUCACAAUGGAAUGUACUACUAAUCCUAUCGAACGAAGUUUAUAGUAGUGAGGACAAUUUCAAUUUGCAUGUGUUGUAAUGAUUUUAGUUUGUAUAUUGGAAUUGAUCAGUGAGUUUGGUACUUAUGAGUCAGCGGUCGGCAAUCCCUAUCCCUAUAGUUGUGAAAAUAAUCUCAAAUUCCAUGACAAAUAAUAAUACAUUUUGUAAGUGGUUGUGAUAACUUCCCAACCGCCACCUUAAAUUUGUACUCUUGUAAUAUAUUUCUAUGUAUCUCUACGAUGUACUGAUAAGUAUACUGAAUUUUUUAUAACUUUUUUAUGUAUUUUUAAUAUUUACAUAUUAUGGCUGUUAAUUUCUGCUUAUACAACUGUCUCCGACAUUAAAAUUAAACGCACUCGUUUAUAUGUAUUUUUGGAGUUGAUUUGUCUGUAUUAAUGUUUCGAUAUUUAAUAAUUUAAAAAAGCUAUAUUUAUAACAUAAGUUACCAUAUACAUAUUAGGUAAAGAAGAGGAAAAGCUGUUGAUACUGACACAAUCUAUUAAUCAAACAAUCCUAAUUGUGGAUAUAAAUGAAACAAAUGCAUAAUCACAUUACAUAAUCAUUAAGUAUAUAAAAUACCUACAUUGCGUGAUCAAAAUACAUUUCCAAUAUAUUAUUAUGUACAUUUAAACUGUGAACAGUAUUUUGAUAUAAACGCAUGUGAUCAUCUUUUUAUUAUUGAAAUCGAAUUUUUUAGGUCCCAUACCAUUCUUACAUUUUUUGUAUUAACAUGUAGUAGCCUCUGACAAAUAUAUACAAUAAAAUAUUUGUGAGUA
Molecule: messenger RNA, 4882 nt
Organism: Photinus pyralis (common eastern firefly)
Lineage: Eukaryota; Metazoa; Arthropoda; Insecta; Coleoptera; Lampyridae
Product: dystroglycan-like
Exons: 6
Coding region: 33-3857 (1274 amino acids)
Biological process (GO): muscle attachment; morphogenesis of an epithelium; nerve development
Cellular component (GO): sarcolemma; dystroglycan complex; dystrophin-associated glycoprotein complex
Molecular function (GO): laminin binding; calcium ion binding
Source: RefSeq, a predicted model, not a curated record